CUGGCCCUGGCUGCUGCCGCUGCCUCGUCCGGACUUGGCGAGGACUUGGGAGGGACAGCGGCGCUGGGAGGUGGCUUAGCAGAGACUUUCCAGCAACUGCUGCCCAGGGCUCUUUUUUUUUUUUUUUUUUCUUUUUCCCAGGAGGCGGCGACGGCGGCGGCGGGGGGAGAGGAAGAGAAGGAAGCGUCUCCAGUUUGAGUCUAUGCAGCCCUUCGGCUCUCCGGGAGGAGCGUCCCUGCCCCGAUGAGCCCCCGCCGUGCGUCCCCGACUGUCCCCCGGCGGGAUUGGGGCACGGAGCCCAGCGCCGACGAUCGCUGCUGCUUUGCCCGUGGGGGUAGGAUGUGGUGAAAGGAUGGGGCUUCUCCCUCCCGGGGCUCACAAUGGCCAGAGAAGACUCUGUGAAGUGCCUGCGCUGCCUGCUCUACGCGCUCAAUCUGCUCUUUUGGUUAAUGUCCAUCAGUGUGUUGGCAGUUUCUGCUUGGAUGAGGGACUACCUAAAUAAUGUUCUGACUUUAACUGCAGAAACAAGGGUAGAGGAGGCUGUCAUCUUGACUUACUUUCCUGUGGUUCAUCCGGUCAUGAUCGCUGUUUGCUGUUUCCUUAUCAUUGUGGGGAUGUUAGGAUACUGCGGAACAGUGAAAAGAAAUCUGUUGCUUCUUGCAUGGUACUUUGGAAGUUUACUUGUCAUUUUCUGUGUAGAGCUGGCUUGUGGUGUUUGGACAUAUGAGCAGGAAAUUAUGGUUCCAGUACAGUGGUCAGACAUGGUCACGUUGAAAGCCAGAAUGACAAAUUAUGGCUUACCUAGAUACCGGUGGCUUACUCAUGCUUGGAAUUUUUUUCAGAGAGAGUUUAAGUGCUGUGGAGUGGUGUAUUUCACCGACUGGUUGGAAAUGACAGAGAUGGACUGGCCCCCAGAUUCCUGUUGUGUUAGGGAAUUCCCAGGAUGUUCCAAACAGGCCCACCAGGAAGAUCUCAGUGACCUUUAUCAAGAGGGUUGCGGGAAGAAAAUGUAUUCCUUUUUGAGAGGAACCAAACAACUGCAAGUGCUAAGGUUUCUGGGAAUCUCCAUUGGAGUGACACAAAUCCUGGCCAUGAUUCUCACCAUUACUCUGCUCUGGGCUCUCUAUUAUGAUAGAAGGGAGCCUGGGACAGACCAAAUGAUGUCCUUGAAGAAUGAUACCACUCAACACCUGUCAUGUCACUCAGUAGAACUGCUGAAACCAAGCCUGUCAAGGAUCUUUGAACACACCUCCAUGGCAAACAGCUUUAAUACACACUUUGAGAUGGAGGAAUUAUAGAGAAUGUCAAAGAGGGAAGCCACAAAUUUAUUUUAUUGGACUUGUGAAUUUUUGAGCACAUAGUUAUCUGUUUCAGAAACGUGUGGAAAUAAAAAUGUUGCCAUAGAAGGAUACCUAAACAUAUAAUUUUCUAUCCUUUAAAAUGAAGAGGGAAAAGAUCCAUAUUAUAAGACACCAGCUAGACGAUAGUUGAUGCCCUUUGUAAUGCUGAGGAAAGAUCUAAUACUCACUUUAUAGCCUAUGUAAGAUUUUUACAUACAAAGCAUACACAGUUAUGCUUUGAGGUUUAUGCUUUUGCAUAGUUUGACCAGCAUUUCUGCAUCCAUGAAAACAAGCCGUGCUGUGGUGGGAUUGGAGCUACAGUAAAGUCUGAUUUACUUCCAUAAGCUUGCUAGUAUACAAAGUACGAAUUAACUGCUAACAUAGGAAGUUCGACAGUACUAAUGACUUUUAUUACUUGGUGAUAUAUUCUUUUGAGGGUGGAUAUAUUAUACAUAAGAAAAUUCUGAAAAUUGGUGACUACCUAAAUGUGAUUUUUGCUGGUUACUAAAAUAUUCUUAACUACUUACAAGAGCAAACUAACACAUUGCCUUUAACUGAUCAGGGAUCUAUGUGUAUAUAAGAGUCUGUGUUAAGUCUGUAUAAUUCAGUAGUUUUCAGUUCUUAUAAUGUUAAGAAUAACAAUUGUGAAAAGGAUAAAUUUAUCCUGUAUAGCACCAUUAUUUUUAACCUUUCCUGUUAAUAGAGGUUUGAGAUUCUGUCCUGGGUUUAUAUUACAUAUGUAACUAUUAAUUUAAAUACUUAACCACUAAUUUUGAAAAAUUACCAGUGUGAUACAUAGGAAUCAUAAUAAUUCAGAAUGUAGUCUGGUCUUUAGGAAGUAUUAACAAGAAGGCUUACACAUAACCUCAUUCAUUCAGCAAAGACUUUGAUGCUGUCUUUCUCCCAAACUAAGACUCUUUUUGACACUAAACACUUUUGGAAGGAGCUUAUCUUUGCCUUCUCCAAAAAAUAAAUGACAGUCUCCAAGCCUGAAUAUAAUUCUACAGAUAAUAGUGUUCCUUUUCUCCAGCAAAACUCUGUGAGAAUCAUUAAAAUAGGUAACAAUUUAACUAGAGAUUUUCUUUGCUUUGUUUCACUGAUUAAGAUACUGUGGUGAAUUACACAGAUUAUUAAAUUUUUUACAAGAGUAAAAUAUAUUUAUUUGAAAUGGGAAAAGUGCAUUUUACUGUAUUUUGUGUAUUAUGUUUAUUUCUCAGAAAAUGGAAAGAAAUUAAAAUGUGUCAAUAAAUAUUUUCUAGA
Molecule: messenger RNA, 2600 nt
Organism: Ceratotherium simum simum (southern white rhinoceros)
Lineage: Eukaryota; Metazoa; Chordata; Mammalia; Perissodactyla; Rhinocerotidae
Gene: TSPAN12
Product: tetraspanin 12
Cellular component (GO): plasma membrane
Source: RefSeq, a predicted model, not a curated record